This is a messenger RNA of Arctia plantaginis, 294 nucleotides long. The record is from the annotation of a GenBank genome assembly. Lineage: Eukaryota; Metazoa; Arthropoda; Insecta; Lepidoptera; Erebidae.
AUGCAGAACAACUGUGCCACUAAAAUUCAAUGGCAUCAUUGCGUGCAAGUUGUGCUGCUCUUACAGGCACUAUUCACUAUACCACCCAAUAUUCGGCAGGCCCUGGCGCUAGAAGGAGAUCGUGCAGCCAUUUGGCCAGUAGGACAGUAUGCUCCUGAGGUCUUGGACCUGGAGCAGUGGACCGAGGAUAGCGGCAUCAGCAGCGAUGAUACUAUAGAUCGCAUGCGCCGUUUGGGACAGUCUAGUGGGGAGGAUAGCAGAAACAAUAGUGAUGAAAAUCUCUACAAAGAUCAG